GGUUGUUAAGUGCUUAUCAAAGACAGGAAAUCGUAUAUAUAUAUGUCUUUUUACGAUUCGGAAACAUGUAAUAAUGACAAUCAAAACUCACACUCUGAAUCCAGUCGAUCAUCUCGAGAAUCGUCUCUUCAAAAUGUAAAUCUAGACAAUGAGAGAAGUACCACCACUAGCUUACCUAAUAACUUGUUUUGGCGCAGUCGAAGUCAACCUCCAUUCGGCGAAACUUCAAACCAUGUGAAUACACCGGGUUUUUCAAAUACAGAGUCCAGUCAACAAGUGUCUUUAUUAAACCACACUGACUCAGUUCACACAGUAGGUAGUUCCCAUCAAACAGUUGGAGCUGGUUUGUCUGGUAGUACCCGUUCUGUUGGUCUAGGCAGCACUAACAGAACUACUAUGGCUGGGACUCCUCGAAGCUCUCAUCACCGCCGUAUGCUUCGGUUGGCUCGUUGCACACAAAAUCGUGAUAGUAUACCCGGUUUAUUGAGUAGUAGCAGCAGUAACAGUAGUCUGCUCGGACGAUAUCGCACUAUAAGUGGAGUUAACUCACGCCCUCAAUCCAUCGAUCCUUCUAUUUGUGAAUCACAUCUGUCCCGUUUGUUGAGAUUCUGUUCACUUCGAUUUGACGAUAGCGUAUCAAACGAGGCAGAAACAUCGGUCAGAAGACAAGAAUCUCCUUCAGGUGACUGUUCAAAUGACGAAUUUGCUGAGCUUCCGGUUAGAUCCGGUUCGAAUCAUUACAGUCUUAUUUCAGCUAUCAGAUCAUCGUCAGAGCAAAAUCCACUUUCGCAUUCAUUCUCUACAUCAAAUAGUACCUCACAGUCUCAGGAACAACCACUGCUCAAUCCCGGUAACAGCCGUACUAACAAUACAUCUCCUAUUUCCUUUUCGUUAAUUUCUACUAAUUCUGAUAAUUAUAAUAAUAACGAGCAAGUUGGCAACUCCUCAGCUUGUGUCACUGAUGCUUCUGAAACUGAUCACACAAGUGUUUGCAUCCCGUCAACCUCAAAACAAUGUACUGUGAAAUUCCCCAAACGCGGAGACCUAGACCAUCCUAGAGAUGUAGAUGGAGCAAGCUCGAGUUAUCAACCUGAAGCUGAUCAUGACUUUUAUCAAAAUUCUUGUUUUUCAUCUAAAUCCCAUGGAAGUAGUGAUCAUGUCUAUAGAACGUUUGCUAAACUUAAUGAACUUCGUUGUCAUGGUUUAUUUUGUGAUGUAAUCUUACAAGCUGGUUCAGUGAAGGUCCCUGCUCAUCGAAAUGUGUUGGCAGCUAGUUCCCAGUAUUUUCAUGCUAUGUUUACUGGAUCAAUGGCUGAAGCUCGUUCUCGUUGUGUAGAAUUUCGUGGAAUCGAAGGUUCCGCUCUCAUUCAGUUGGUCAAUUUCAUUUAUACAAAUGAAAUCAAUGUCAAUGAAGAGAAUGUUCAAACACUUUUACCAGCUGCUAAUCUAUUGCAAUUAACAGCUGUUCGUGAUAUUUGUUGUGAAUUUCUCCAAUUUCAAUUGCAUCCUAGUAAUUGUUUGGGAAUUCAAAGAUUUGCUGAUUUACAUAAUUGUCAAGAUUUACUUGAUUUUACUAGACGCUUUACAGAACAACACUUUGGUGAGCUAUUAAAACAAGACGAUGAACUUCUAAAACUGAAUGCAGAUCAACUUAUAGAAUUAAUCUCUAGUGACAGAUUAGCUGUUUCGGAGGAUCAAGUUUUUGAGGCAGUUCUUCGGUGGAUUGCACACAAUCCAUCUAAACGACAAACAGAAGCUCGGAAUCUGUGUUCACAUGUUCGAUUCGCGUUACUUCCACGAGAUUACUUAGUAUGCCUAAGUCAAUCAGAUAAUUUUCUAACUUUAAAUCCAUGGUGUAAAGACUAUUUGAUUGAAGCGCUCAGUUACCAUUUACUACCAUGGGAUCAGAAAUUGCGUAUUGCCUCCGAGCGUACAAAACCACGUACUCCUGUUGGAUUGCCGAAAAUUCUACUUGUUAUUGGUGGACAAGCUCCUAAAGCUAUUCGCUCCGUAGAAUGUUUUGAGUUUCAAGGUGGUUCUUGGACUUCUUUAUCUGGUGAUUUUGGACAAAGAGAUAACUCUUCUUCUAGCAGUCAACUUUUAUCUAAUCCAACAACUUCAUGUCAAUCUACAUCUAAUGAUUAUACUAAUUCAGUGAUUCCUAAUGUUAACUGUAAUAGUGAUAAUAUUUGUAAUCUAAUCGUAUCUGAUCUUCCAAGCAGACGUUGCCGUACCGGCGUGGCUGUUCUAGGUGGAUUAAUGUAUGUGGUCGGAGGAUUUAACGGCGCUUUACGUGUACGUUCUGUUGAAGUGUACGAUCUUUUACGUAACACAUGGCAUUCUGGACCUAAUAUGGAAUGUAGACGCGCUACUUUGGGUGUUGCUGUCUUAAACGGUUUAAUCUAUGCUGUGGGCGGUUUUGAUGGGACCGUCGGUCUUAAUUCUGCCGAAGUUUUAGAUAUUUGGUCCGGUAGUUGGCGUCCUAUUCCAUCUAUGACUUAUCAGAGAUCAUCAGUAGGAGUCGGUGCCGUAGACGGUAAAUUAUACGCUGUUGGUGGUUAUGAUGGUACAGUUCGUCGUUGUCUUUCUAGUGUAGAAUGUUAUGAUCCCGUCAGCGAUUCCUGGUCCUUGGUUUCGGAUAUGACGUGCAGGCGAAGUGGACCUUCUGUUUGUGAAUUAAACAAUCGUCUCUAUGCUGUUGGUGGUCAUGAUGGACCAACUGUACAAACUUCAGCUGAAGUGUUUUCUCCCGAAACAGGAACUUGGCAACGUAUAGCAGAUUUAAAUGUCAAACGUAGAAAUGCAGGUUUGGUUGCACAUGAUGGUUCCCUUUAUAUUAUCGGUGGUGAAGAUGGUGAGAACAAUCUGACCAGUAUAGAAAAAUAUGAUCCUGCUUCUAAUACAUGGUCCAUACUUCAAAGUCAUUUAACAAUUGGUCGAAGCUACGCUGGUGUGGCCAUUGUUGAACGAAAUAUAAUCUAAACGUGCAUUUUGUAUAGACUGCUCACAUGCACACUCGUAUAUGCCGAUGUGUACAAAUGCAUAAUUAUAUGACACUGAAGUGGUUUGUAGUUGGAAUAUUAAUUAUUUAUUUCACAGUCCACUUACCUUCGAGUUUUAUUUUCCUACAGUAUCUUGCUAAUAAUUUUCAUUUUGGGAUUUUUUUUCGUUUACCUACGUAUUUAUUCUUACUGCUUUUAUUAAUCGAUUUUGUUCUGAUAUGUUUAUUUAUUGUGCAGUUUGUUUUGAUUCAUAUUUUUUGUUUCAUGGUGUAUAAAAAAUGGUAGCAUUAAUAAUUCAUCAUGAAAUGGUGAUUUUGUUCUCAUAUUUUUAUAUAUAUAUAUACGAACUUUCUAAUUUAUCACCAUGUUUGGCGUAUUGUAAGCGCGUACACACUGAAAAUUUACUAGGGUGCAUCAUUUACUUCAGUUUGUGUUCUUCUUUAUUACUACAGUUUAUUCUGUCUUAAAUAAAAGAACUGAUGAGUCAUCAACACAUCAAAACUUAUUGCUCUGUUUUUGUUUUUGAAAAGUUUUAGCUCAUCUAUCGUAGUUUCUGGAUCACGUUUCAAAUUCACACACCCAUCUGUGUCAGACUAGCUUGUUUAGUUCAUUUUCACUAACACUUGUUCUCGACCUAGUAGUUGCAUAGUAUAUACUAUCAUGCCUAUCCC
Messenger RNA from Schistosoma turkestanicum, 3673 nucleotides. The record is from the annotation of a GenBank genome assembly. NCBI's taxonomy places the organism in Eukaryota, Metazoa, Platyhelminthes, Trematoda, Strigeidida, Schistosomatidae.